ACAACUAAAGAGUCUGAAGAACUGGACAUCGACCUUAAUGACACUGACCUCACCAAGGCGGCCACUAAAAUCCAGGCAUCUUUUCGUGGCCAUAAAGUGAGGAAAGAAAUGAAGCACCAAGACGAAGACAACAAAGAACCCAUCUCGAAUGAGAAUCAGUCUAUGGGCGAAGAAGUGGAUCUAAAUGAUCCCGAGUUGUUGAAGGCAGCAACGAAGAUCCAAGCAACCUUUCGUGGUUACCAAUCACGAAAACAAGAUAAGGACGAACGUAAGUAUUGAAAGAGGUUUCGUCAAAUAGUUUCCAGUGAAUUACCUCUUGGAGACGACGUUUCGGACUCUGGGAUCAGUUCUAAGACAGCAGAUAGUCCUAAACGUCGUCUCCAUAACCAAACAGACGACAGGAUCAGCCCAUAGAAACAUAUUCAACAUGUCAAAACCCUGUAUGAAAGUUUAUUAAAAGAAACGACCUCUUUGCAAAACUAGGUGAGGAUUCUGUGUGCUCACGAUAUCCAAUCAUUUAUUAGAAAUUUUCUCAAGAGUGUCGUCUAAUUAUAUACUAAAAUACUCUAAGCCUAAUUAUUUCUUCGUCAACAGAUUUAAAAUAAAUCUUUUCUUCGUUAAAGAAAACCAGCUAGUUCUUAUACAAACAUCUAAAUAUCACAUUAAGUACAAAAUAGUUUAUUUUGUUUGUCUGGAAAAUGCAUAAUUAUUUGUUUGAUAUUAAGCACAGAGCUAUACAGAGGGUGUUACACAAAAUUAAAAUAUAAUUAAAUAUUAUAAUUGCGUACAGAAAGAAUAAGCUACGUCAUAUCACUUGAAUAUUUUUAGUUUGUUGUU
Limulus polyphemus (Atlantic horseshoe crab) is the source of this 837-nucleotide messenger RNA. Its product is annotated as neuromodulin-like. The record is from RefSeq and is a predicted model, not a curated record. NCBI's taxonomy places the organism in Eukaryota, Metazoa, Arthropoda, Merostomata, Xiphosura, Limulidae. The annotation marks the transcript as partial. The transcript has 2 exons. Gene Ontology annotation, molecular function: calmodulin binding.